This is a messenger RNA of Nanorana parkeri, 1562 nucleotides long. RefSeq names its product ammonium transporter Rh type B-B. Gene Ontology annotation, biological process: ammonium homeostasis; ammonium transmembrane transport. The record is from RefSeq and is a predicted model, not a curated record. Gene Ontology annotation, cellular component: plasma membrane. Lineage: Eukaryota; Metazoa; Chordata; Amphibia; Anura; Dicroglossidae. The transcript has 10 exons. Gene Ontology annotation, molecular function: ammonium channel activity. Bases 12 to 1376 code for a protein of 454 amino acids.
GUCCCGCAGACAUGGGCACCCACUCCACCAACAUGAGGGUCAAGCUCCCCGUCAUCUGCCUGCUCCUGCAAGCCGUCACCAUCCUCCUCUUCGCCAUCUUCGUCCGCUACGACCACGAGACCGACGCCAGCGCGUGGCACAGCCAGAACAAGACCGACGGCGAGAACGAUUUUUACUACCGGUACCCAAGCUUCCAAGAUGUCCACACCAUGAUCUUCAUCGGCUUCGGUUUCCUGAUGACCUUCCUGAAGCGCUACGGCUUCAGCAGCGUGGCCUUCAACUUCCUGAUCGCGGCCUUCGGCCUCCAGUGGUCGACGCUCAUCCAAGGCUUCUUCCACGGCUUCCACGACGGCAAAAUCCACAUCGGGAUUGAGAGCAUGAUCAACGCGGACUUCUGCACGGGGGCCGUCCUCAUCUCCUUCGGGGCCGUCCUCGGCAAAACCAGUCCCGUCCAGCUCGUCGUCAUGACGCUGUUCGAAGUGACGCUUUUCGGGAUCAACGAGUACAUUAUACUGAACGUAGUCGGGGCCAAAGAUGCCGGCGGCUCCAUGACCAUCCACACGUUCGGGGCCUACUUUGGCCUGGUGGUCUCUCGGGUGCUCUACAGACCUCACCUGGACAAGAGCCGCCAGAGGGAGGGGUCGGUCUACCACUCGGACCUUUUUGCAAUGAUCGGAACCAUCUACUUGUGGAUGUUCUGGCCCAGCUUCAACUCCGCCGUCACGGCUCACGGUGAUGACCAGCAUAGGACGGUGAUGAACACCUACUACUCCCUGGCCGCCUGCACGCUGGCCACGUUCGCCUUGUCCUCCCUGCUGAACGGUGAAGGAAAGCUCGAUAUGGUCCACAUUCAGAACGCCGCAUUGGCCGGUGGCGUUGCAGUUGGCACGUCUGCGGAGAUGAUGUUGACGCCGUUCGGUGCUAUGAUCGCCGGAUCCUUAGCUGGGAUCGUCUCCACCCUCGGAUACAAAUUUUUAACGCCCGUGCUGGAUUCCAAACUGAAGAUCCAGGACACGUGUGGGGUCCACAACCUGCACGGCAUGCCCGGCAUUCUGGGGGCGAUGAUAGGCUCCAUCGUAGCCUUGGUGGCUACCGCAGACGUGUACGGCGGCGGCAUGGAGGACGUUUUCCCGUUGAUCGCCGAUGGCACCCGCACGGCCCAGUCUCAAGCCAUGUACCAGUCCCUGGCUCUGCUGGUGGCUUUAUCCUUUGCCCUGAUUGGGGGAACUAUUGUCGGGUUCAUAUUGAAGUUGCCGUUCCUCGGCGCCCCGUCCGACUCCGAAUGUUUCGACGACUCCUUGUACUGGGAGGUACCCGAGGAAAGCGAGCACCUCGCCGUCCACACAGAGGAUCCGGAGCAGCAGACGCAAGCAUAGAGGCCGCGGCGCCCGCACUUCCACUAACCACCAGAGACUAUACCACGGAGGACGACCUCCCUUACCUGGCCGAGGUCGGGCUUUGUCUAUUGGUGCCAUCCAUCCGGACUUCCAAUGUGAACCCCGCCGGGAGCUGUCAUGGAGGACGUCCAAUAAGCGAAGACUUGCCCCCGUUCUCCGAAGGGC